Messenger RNA from Bursaphelenchus okinawaensis, 2673 nucleotides. The record is from the annotation of a GenBank genome assembly. NCBI's taxonomy places the organism in Eukaryota, Metazoa, Nematoda, Chromadorea, Rhabditida, Aphelenchoididae.
AUGGCUGAUAUUCAAGAUUCAAGCUCUACUUUCACUGAUAAUGAAUUUCAAAAGCUUUGGGAAGAAUUGGACAUUCAGCCGGUAAGAAUUUUCUUUACAAAACAAAAAAUCGCAAGAACUUUCUUUACAAAACAAAAAUGGCAAGUACUUUCUUUACAGCGACUAAAUGAGGUGUAUCAUGCUGCCUUUUCCUCUGAAUUCUCUCAUCGUACGGUGAAACAGACAUAUCUAAACUUGAUAAACGCUCAUCGAGAGAAAAUGCAACGUUUCUUCUUGGAUGAUAACAAUGAAUCAGCUAGGUUUGAGGAAGCGGUUCUCGAACUACAAAGAGUUUUGGCUGCGGUUAAUAGAAUGAGAACUCACGAUGAAGCGGUGGAAGCUCAGGAAACGUUUUACAACGUCUUUCAUCAAGUUUGUGGCGAGGAGAAUAUAGUAAGUCCGUACCCCCUACCCCUACCCAUACCCUAACCCCCUACCCCUACCCCUACCCCUACCCCUACCCCUACCCCUACCCCCUACCCCUACCCCUACCCCUACCCCUACCCCUACCCCUACCCCCUACCCCUACCCCUACCCCUACCCCUACCCCUACCCCUACCCCUACCCCUACCCCUACCCCUACCUCUACCUCUACCCCUACCCCUACCCCUACCUCAACCCCAACCCCAACCCCUACCCCUACCCCUACCCCAACCCCUACCCCUACCCUUACCCCUACCCCUACCCCUACCCCUACCUCUACCUCUACCCCUACCCCCUACCCCUACCUCAACCCCAACCCCAACCCCAACCCCAACCCCAACCCCAACCCCAACCCCAACCCCAACCCCCUACCCCUACCCCAACCCCUACCCCUACCCUUACCCCAACAAUUACUCCUAACCCUACCCAACUCCAACCGACACCCUUUACCAUUCACCCUACCCUUGCCUCCAUUUCUCGUUCUACGUUGACUCCUACCUCUACCCACCCUCUGCCAAAAUAUAACCCUACUAGUUUAGGAAGAAAAACUAAAAAGCCAUUGGGAAGCCCUCGAACGGAAUGCCAGAGAAACCCUGAAGAACCUUCAAGAGUACGUAAAAGAGUGCUCAAAAGCCACGAUCAACAUAGAACAAGCCCUGAUCGACGGUACCAAACAGUACGACGAGAAACGGUACUUGAUUGUGGCUGAAGCCGAGAAGAAAACCGUGGAGUACAUGACAGCACGGUAUCAUAACAUCAGAAUCUCAGUGCUUCAGAAGCUCCGAAAGUUUUUGCAGGAAAAAGUAAGUUUGGCAGCUUGUGAGGGACAUGUUACACGAGGAAUAAAAUUUUGGGUUUGUAAAGAAAGUUUUUGCCAUUUUAUGAUUUGUAAAGAAAGUUCUUGCCAUUUCUUCUUUUGUCAAGAAAGUUCUUGCCGUUUUUUGUUUUGUAAAGAAAGUUCUUGCUGUUUUCGAUUUUUAAAGAAAGUUAUUGCCAUUUUUUGUUUUGUAAAGAAUGUUCUUGCCAUUUUUUUGGUUUGUAAAGAAAGUUCUUGCCAUUUUAUAUUCUGUAAAGAAAGUUCUUGCCAUUUCUUGUUUUGUAAAGAAAGUUCUUGCCAUUUCUUGUUUUGUAAAGAAAGUUCUUGCCAUUUCAGAGUGAAGAACACCUUCAACAACAAAUCCAAAAGCUGAUCAAUACCCACACCGAAAGAGGCAAAGCUCGAACCCACUUGGCCAAACUGAGGUCCAAAUUAAGUACGCUUCGAAUCCGCUAUUACAGUGAGCCAAUCGAUAAAGCAGGCGAAUUAGAUGAGCUGAGAGAUCAGGUUCAUAAAAAUGAUCAGGAAGUAAGUUGGCGGUUGAAAAAUGCAAAAUAAUUUUUUAAAAUAUUUAAAAAAUAUGUCAUAAAAAAUCUAAAAAAAACCAAAAAACAGCCAUAAAUUAUAAAAAUGCCAAAAUUUAUCAAAUGUAUGAUUUAAAAUGCUCAAAAACUUGCUCCCACCCACUGUUCCUCGAACUUUUUAUAAUCAAGCGCACCGUUGCUUAACUUGCCAGAUCGGACGUGACCGCGCUUUCGCACUGUGCAAAGAAGGCAAAUGGCGCUGCACGGUGCAGAAAUUAAUUUUUUGGCAAUAACUUUGUUUACAAUGAUAGAAAUUGGCAGUUUGCAAUUUUUUGGGAGUUUGCAAGAACUUUCUUUACAAAACAAAAAAUUGCAAAAACUUUCUUUACAAGCUGAAAAUGGCUAAAACUUUGUUUACAACGAAGGAAAUGGCGUUUAUAAAAUUUUUUGUGUGUUUUGAAAGAACUUUCUUUACAAUUCUUGUAAUUUUCAAUGAUUUUUUUGUUUUUGCACGGUGCAUAUGAUACUAAAUUCCUCUGCACAGUGCAACAAAUUUAAAAAACUUUUUCUAAAGUAAAGGACGCCAAGUCAAUCGACUCUACCUAAAGAUGUAGUAGGAAGCUCCUUCUGUUCCAGAUAGCCCUCCUAUCAGCCCAAUUAAAGUCGCUCGAGGCUAAUACGGUAGGAAUGGAGCCGAUAGAUUCUGUUCGAGUUGAAUGCUCUCCAGUUCAGACUACACCAAUAUACGAUGUUAGUCCGGUCGAACGUGCUCAAGGACAUAAAAGAAAUCGUGUUGUGAACUUGGCCCAAGUGGUACAGCGGCUUAAAGUGCCCCAAAUGAACUUUGAAAUUGAGAGUCAAACCCCGUAA